Molecule: messenger RNA, 993 nt
Organism: Helianthus annuus (common sunflower)
Lineage: Eukaryota; Viridiplantae; Streptophyta; Magnoliopsida; Asterales; Asteraceae
Product: ATP-dependent DNA helicase pif1-like
Exons: 2
Coding region: 1-993 (330 amino acids)
Biological process (GO): telomere maintenance; DNA repair
Molecular function (GO): DNA helicase activity
Source: RefSeq, a predicted model, not a curated record
AUGCCUUUCCCUGAUGACGAUUCGUUACGUGAUGCUACUAAUCGUCUAAUCAAUGAAGUGCUAUCACAUAACGUAGAUGAAGUACAAGUUGAGUUUAAUAAGUUGCAUCAAUCUCUGACGGAUGAACAACGAGCGGUUUUUGACGAAAUAAUGGCAGCAGUUGCAAGCCGUAAAGGAGGCUUAUUUUUCGUCUAUGGUUACGGUGGAACUGGAAAAACGUUCUUAUGGAAGACUUUGGCUUCAGCAGUUCGAUGUAGAGGUGAGAUAGUUUUAAAUGUUGCUUCAAGUGGUAUUGUUUCGUUAUUACUUUCUCGUGGAAGGACAGCCCAUUCUCACUUCCAUAUCCCAAUUAAUCUCACUGAAGAUUCGAUGUGUCAUAUUAAGCCAAAUAGUGAUAUCGCCAAAUUAUUAAAGGAAACACAAUUGAUCAUAUCGGACGAAGCACCGAUGGUCCACAAACAUGCCUUUGAAGCUUUAGAUAGGAUGAUGUCUGACGUAUUUUCUGACGGUAGGAGUAUUCGUUCUGAUGUUCCGUUUGGAGGGAAAGUUUUUGUAUUCAGCGGUGACUUUAGACAAAUCCUACCAGUUAUUCCUAAUGGUACUAGACAACAAAUAGUUUGUGUGUCUUUAAGCUCUUCAUAUAUAUGGUCAAAGUGCAAACUGUUAAGAUUGACUAAAAACAUGCGCCUAACAAUUGGAGCUGAAAGUUCUGAUAUGGACUCUAUCAGGGAUUUUGCAAAAUGGCUGCUUGAUAUUGGUGAAGGUGAUGCCAAAGAGUAUUUGAGCUCCGAUAGCAUAUGUCAAACUGAACAAAUGUUGUAUUCAUUUCAAGAAGGUUUAUACUCAACAGAAAAUUUGAAUGCACUUAAGAUUUCUGGCUUGCCUAAUCAUAGAUUAGUUCUUAAAGUUGGUGAUCCUGUCAUAUGCUUCUCCGAAACAUCGAUCAACAGAAAGGCUUAUGUAACGGUACAAGGCUACAAAUUACAUUUCUAG